UUAUGUUUACUUUACAUUUGACAGCGUACACCGGUAAUGAAGCAUCCACCUUCCUACAAACAUUGAGACUUUAUGGUGGUGAUACAUGUGCUCAACUUCCCCGACAAGAACAGGGGCCAGCGACCGGUGGUUGAAAACCCAUCACUGCUGUUGGCGUAGUUGUUUUGUCACCUGGCGAGCGGCUGAGGAGAGGCGGGAUGAAAGCAUCUCGGAGUGACGUCUGCAUCGGCGGUGUGCUGAUGAGUGGGCAGGGAAUCGUGACAGCCGGUGUACCGCGAGGAGGAGAGAUAAAACACAAGGACGGAGAGAACGAGGAGUUCACAUUGCCGAUCUGAAAGCAUAGAAAUUGGUCCUCCUUUCAAGAAGCAGCCGUAGUUCAACCUACAGCUGCCAGCCGAGCGACCGUCAUGGGGAAGCAGAACAGCAAGCUCCGGCCCGAGGUGAUGCAGGACCUGCUGGAGAGCACGGACUUCACCGAGCACGAGAUCCAGGAGUGGUACAAGGGCUUCCUGCGGGACUGCCCCAGCGGCAAUCUGUCCAUGGAGGAGUUCAAGAAGAUCUACGGCAACUUCUUCCCGUACGGCGACGCCUCCAAGUUCGCCGAGCACGUGUUCCGCACCUUCGAUGCCAACGGCGACGGCACGAUAGACUUCCGGGAGUUCAUCAUAGCGCUGAGCGUGACGUCGCGCGGCAAGCUGGAGCAGAAGCUCAAGUGGGCGUUCAGCAUGUACGACCUGGACGGGAACGGGUACAUCAGCAAGGCGGAGAUGCUGGAGAUCGUGCAGGCCAUUUAUAAAAUGGUUUCGUCCGUCAUGAAGAUGCCUGACGACGAGUCGACGCCAGAGAAGCGAACGGAGAAGAUCUUUCGGCAGAUGGACACCAACAGAGAUGGCAAGCUGUCCCUGGAGGAGUUCAUCAAGGGAGCCAAGAGCGACCCCUCCAUCGUCCGUCUGCUGCAGUGUGACCCCAGCAGCGCUGGACAGUUCUAGACCGUGCCUGUCCACUCUUUAUUGCGUGUAUGGGGACCCCUUCUCCCUCCACCCUACGAGGAAGACGGACGGCGAGGAAUAUUUACAAAACAAACACACAGAACAAGGUGAUGAUGAGGAAGAGCGGCCUUCAAACACCUGCCGGGGACGACGAAGAGAGGGGCCGGAGGGGGCCUGGCCUUCACAGCUUCACCCGGUCCCCGGCCCGUUGUCCCACAGAACACCGUCUGGACCCGUCGGCCCGAGGCAGCACCCCAACGCCCGCCUCAGUGCCCGGUCGACGAGGAUAUCCUCUGUUGUUUUCAAUAGGCAUGUCAUACGGUUUGUGUUGUUUAUAUAUAUAUUUAUAUAUAUUUGGACUCUGUAUCGGUGUUCCUUAGUGCCCCGUACGGCCCCCUGGAGGGUCAGCCCACCAACUGUGUAUGAUGGACGGAACCUGUGUGUGAUAGACACUCUGUUUGUGAUGGACAGUCUGUGUGUGAUGGACAGCCUGUGUGGGAUGGACAGUCUGUUUGUGAUAGACAGUCUGUUUGUGAUAGACAGUCUGUUUGUGAUAGACAGUCUGUUUGUGAUAGACAGUCUGUGUGUGAUAGACUGUGCAUGAAAAAGAAAGGGAAUGAAAGAAAGAGGAUGAUAUUUUCAGAUAAAGUUGGUAAAGUGAAGUUGGUUAUCUUGAGGCAAGGGGUUAUACUGUAGUGGAUAUUAUUUCAUCUGGAGAGAAGACUUCAGAUUUUUGUCUUUCAGAGAAAAGAAUAGAGACUUGCGUUUUAGCUGUUUUGGUUUUUUUUUAUACUGUGAGAAUGGAUGUGUUUUUGUGUUUUUUAAAUUCAUUGUCAAUACAUUUCCUCCUCCGUGUGUGAUGUCACGUCAUGAGGAGAGUGUGGUCCUAUGCACGUCGGUCUCCACUAACGCCUGUGAGGUAGAACAAGCAUCACAGAGGAUCAGAUGUAUUCCACUAUUUUUUCAUCCUGGAUUUUUGAUGUCAUUGAGAUAUUUUACAGUUUAAGUUGCUACAAUAUGUCAUACAUAAAAGAAAAGAAAGCCUGAAAUGGUUGUUUAUUCCAGUCAUAGCUGGUUAUGACUGUAGUGUAGACUGAACUACGCCUACAUUUGUAAAGCUAAAAACACUUAACACGGUUCCAGUAUAUCAAAAGUGCAGUUUAGAAUUUGUUUUUAUGAAAUGUGUUUUCGUAUAUCAAGCAUGCCAAUUAUUUCUCUCUUUGACAUUCAUCGUGUAAAGAACAAAACCACUCUUCUUUACGUUCUGUGUAAGACAUUUGAAAUGCUGCAUGUUGAAACCAUGGACUCCACACGUUUUUCUUCAGUCAAUUAACGGGUGUGGAGAACUAAGUCAGACUGUGUUUGUAUGGGGGCCUUUGCCUGCGCUGUCUGUGUGUGUGUGUGUGUGUGUGUGUGUGUGUGUGUGUGUGUGUGUGUGUGUGUGUGUGUGUGUGUGUGUGUGUGUGUGUGUGUGUGUGUGUGUGUGUGUGUGUGUGCGUGCUUAUCAGUGGCCACCGCUUGAUGGCUCAGCCUGCCUGCGUGUACGGGCGUCUGUACAUCAACAUCACCUGCGUGUUACUCUCUCGCCAAAACUAGCGACUGACGGUUGCAUUUACAAUACUUCACCACACAACACCACUGAAUAGCUUUAAAAUGAGAAAAGCACAUCUAGUACUACAAUGUGUACACACUGAUGACACAAGCACAUGUCAACGUGUACAUCUUAAAAUAGACGGGGGGUAUGUUAUGGUUUUUACAUGCGUGGUGUUAAAUAUCUGAGUCGUGGUCCAUCCUAUAUCUCCCCAUCGUCCCUCUCCUCACUGUAGGUGAUUUAGCCAUAACCUGCCCUCCUCCACAAGCACAACUACGACUCUGCCUUCCCGUGACUUGCUCUGUGCACUUAACCGUCCCAAAUGAAUACACCAGAUCGUUUGGGCGUAGUAUUACGUACAUUCAUUCAGCAGGAGUCAAAACAUAUUGUGUGUCCUCGUAGCCCAUAGUACUGUGGUUUCUAAUGCCUACGACUAGUUGCUGUUGUUAAGCUAAGUCACUCAAUCUCCCCUUUGGUCUAUUUCACUAGUCAUGCUAAAACACGGUCUUCUAUGAAAGGAACAAAAUAAAGUCUCUCCCCGAAUGAAAGCAACCCAGGAUCUCUUGACUAUGACUGGGCACGUCAUACCUGAGCGGAUACCAGUUUGUUUUAGUCCUUUAAAAUGCUGUUUAUUAACUGCUGUUUUGUAAUGACAAAAAAAAAAAAACGUUUGUUGACACAACGAAGGAUUACAACUACUGUAACAAUAUUGUCGGACAGCAAUGCUUUCAUUGUUUUUGUUUUCUACCUUUAAAGCGUCCGGUGUAACAUUACUGUUAAACACAAUAGAAUCUUGUGGUCAAGUGCCAAACGAUGAUAAAAUCGGUAUUGUAUAAAUUUAUACUGUAAAAUUGUUAUGUUGAACAAAAUGUUUGUAAUUGUUGCAUUUUGUAGGUUUUGUAUAGUAUCUUGUAUGUAGUGAUUGUAGUUUUUUAACACAAAUGUUAGUUUUUUUUGUCAACUUUAAAGGGCAAGGAAUAAAUCUGCAACUUUUGUGCGCUA
Gadus macrocephalus (Pacific cod) is the source of this 3582-nucleotide messenger RNA. RefSeq names its product neurocalcin-delta A. Lineage: Eukaryota; Metazoa; Chordata; Actinopteri; Gadiformes; Gadidae. Gene Ontology annotation, biological process: calcium-mediated signaling. Gene Ontology annotation, molecular function: tubulin binding; calcium ion binding; actin binding. The coding region runs from base 408 to 989 and encodes 193 amino acids. Gene Ontology annotation, cellular component: cytosol. The record is from RefSeq and is a predicted model, not a curated record. The transcript has 7 exons.